This is a messenger RNA of Tigriopus californicus, 1238 nucleotides long. RefSeq names its product serine/arginine-rich splicing factor 5-like (gene B52). Gene Ontology annotation, cellular component: ribonucleoprotein complex; cytoplasm; nucleus. Gene Ontology annotation, biological process: mRNA splice site recognition; alternative mRNA splicing, via spliceosome. The record is from RefSeq and is a predicted model, not a curated record. Lineage: Eukaryota; Metazoa; Arthropoda; Copepoda; Harpacticoida; Harpacticidae. Gene Ontology annotation, molecular function: mRNA binding.
UGUUCUACGUCGGCCAAGUGUGUGUUACAGAUUACGUUCAGAGUUACGUACGUGUGGUGUGUGCCUUAUAGCAGAGACGUGGACGGCCAGCACCCGCAUCCAUCCAUCCAUCCACCCAUCCAGCCAUUGUUGUCUGGGCCGCAGUGGGCGUGGUAGCUCUGUCAGGGCGCCUGGCACCCCCAUCCUCGCCACAAGUAUCAGACCACCAUCAUGUCCACCCGUGUCUAUGUAGGGGGUUUGAGCCAUCGAGCCCGGGAACGGGAUGUGGAGAAGUUCUUCCGCAAAUACGGCCGCAUCAAGGAGAUCUCACUCAAGAACGGCUACUGCUUUGUCGAAUUCGAAGACUAUCGGGACGCUGACGAUGCCGUGUACGAAUGCAAUGGCAAGGAUGUCCUGGGCGAGAGGGUAAAUGUGGAGAUUGCCCGGGGCACGCCUCAUGGCCGGGACCGCGAACGUUGGGGUACGAGUGACCGAGGAGGCGGCGGAGAUCGGGGCGGAAGUCGCCGCGAUCGAUCACCCCGCGGGGGCGGAGGUGGCGGUCGCGAUCGCCGCGAAAGUCGCGACUCCCGCGGUCGCCCCGUUUGGUUGGAGAAGUACGGUCCGCCGACCAGGACCGACCAUAAGGUCAUUGUGGAGAAUUUGUCGAGCCGUGUGAGCUGGCAGGACCUCAAGGACUACAUGCGCCAAGCUGGAGAGGUCACUUACGCCGAUGCCCACAAGAACCGCCGCAAUGAGGGUUGUGUGGAGUUUGCCAACUUCGAUGACAUGAAAACCGCCGUUGAGAAACUGGACGGAACCGAGCUGAAUGGACGCAAGAUCAAGUUAAUCGAAGCCUCGCGUCGACGCCGCUCUCGAUCAGAUAGUAGGAGUCGGUCCCGAUCCAGAAGCCGCUCUCGCAGUAGAUCUCCCCGACGCUCCAGGACAAAAUCUCGAUCCAAGUCCAAAUCUAGAUCCCGCUCCAGAUCCAGAUCCGGUGAAGGAGUCAAGGCGAAAUCAGCUUCUCGAUCCCGCUCGCGAUCUCGAUCCAAGGAACUGGUCGAAGAGAAGCGCGACAACGGAAAGAAGGAAUCAAGAGAGCGAUCGGCCUCCCGCGAGAAAUCCUGCAGUCGUAGCAGAAGUCGCUCUCGAUCACCGGCUGAGAAUGGUCGCAACUACGACGAGAAAGAAGACGACGACAGAGCGGAUUCGCGCACCGAAGACAGGGAAAAUGGAGAUCGCGAAGAUGAUUAGAUGAACGG